Molecule: messenger RNA, 192 nt
Organism: Glarea lozoyensis ATCC 20868
Lineage: Eukaryota; Fungi; Ascomycota; Leotiomycetes; Helotiales; Helotiaceae
Exons: 1
Coding region: 1-192 (63 amino acids)
Source: RefSeq, a predicted model, not a curated record
AUGGUCGUCAAAGAUGUAACCCAGCCGUUUUUGGCUGGCUGCUCUGGUCGCUUAUCAGGCCAAGCAAGCGCUGAAGCAUGUCACACCCGCCGCAGAUCGCAAAACUCUUCAGUCAGUGGACAGCAGCAGACACCUCUGUCGUUAUUAACUAAGCGAAGGGAGCAGUCCUGUGGCCAUUCCUUCAAGGCUUGA